Messenger RNA from Camelina sativa (false flax), 890 nucleotides. NCBI's taxonomy places the organism in Eukaryota, Viridiplantae, Streptophyta, Magnoliopsida, Brassicales, Brassicaceae. The record is from RefSeq and is a predicted model, not a curated record.
CUUUUAAGUCAACGCCUCCUCACUCGUUCCUUAUUAGUACUAGUUGCUAGUUGUUACAACUCUCUGCGAAAUUUUCAUUUACUUCUUUUCAACGUCACACUUUUUUUCAUCCACUAUUUCCUUAUCAGCGAUUUUUUAAAUCAGACAAAAAAAAAACGAAUAAUAUCUCUUGUAUAUAUUUGUUUCUCUUUUCUUAUAUUCGAUAUUUAAUACAAUUGGGUUACUAGAAAAAUCAUUUUCUCUUUGCACAUAAGUCAACUCUUCUCUCUCUCUCUCUCUCUCUUUAAUUACUUCUUCUUCUUACACCUUCUCUUUGGAUUUUUUUUUCUUCACAACAACAAAAUCAAUCUCAUAUUGAAUUUUCUCAAAUCGUCUAUAUAAUAUUGACUUUGAAACUCAAAAAAAUUCCUUUGAAAAAAAAAAACGUUUCUUUGAUGGGUAACGGAGUAACAAAACUGAGUAUGUGUUUCACAGGCGGAGGAGGAGGAGGAGGAGAACGUUACCGGCAAAAAAACAUCUCUGUUCUUCUUCCGGAUCCUUUAGACGAAGGUUUAGGUCACUCCUUCUGCUACGUACGACCCGAACCGACUCUAAUCUCAUCCUCAAAGGUCCAUUCAGAGGAGGAAGAUACAAUGACGACCAUGUUCCGUACAAUCUCCGGCGCUUCCGUAAGCGCCAACACAGCUACUCCUCUCUCAACUUCUCUAUACGAUCCGUACGGUCACAUAGACCGCGCCGCCGCAUUCGAGAGCACGACUUCGUUUUCUUCAAUCCCUCUUCAGCCGAUUCCUAAAAGCUCCGGUCCGAUCGUUUUGGGCUCGGGUCCGAUCGAAAGAGGGUUCCUUUCAGGUCCGAUCGAGAGAGGGUUCAUGUCGGGUCCUCUUGAUCGG